Messenger RNA from Alosa sapidissima (American shad), 3737 nucleotides. RefSeq names its product JunE proto-oncogene, AP-1 transcription factor subunit (gene june). Gene Ontology annotation, cellular component: transcription regulator complex. The transcript is spliced from 2 exons. The record is from RefSeq and is a predicted model, not a curated record. The coding region runs from base 478 to 1569 and encodes 363 amino acids. Gene Ontology annotation, molecular function: transcription factor binding; RNA polymerase II cis-regulatory region sequence-specific DNA binding; DNA-binding transcription factor activity, RNA polymerase II-specific. NCBI's taxonomy places the organism in Eukaryota, Metazoa, Chordata, Actinopteri, Clupeiformes, Clupeidae. Gene Ontology annotation, biological process: regulation of transcription by RNA polymerase II; regulation of cell cycle; regulation of cell population proliferation.
CAUAUAGCUUGAAGACUGUAAUUCGACACAGCUUUCGGUUUGGGGAUUUUAUAUUGCCUGGCUGUAAAAAGGCUACUGUAGCUGACUGUAUUUCAAGAGAUCAUCGCGGACGCCGAGCCGAGCCGGCUCGCUCAGUGCGUGGGUAAUGUAACUACGUGUAUUUUAUGUCACAAUUCAGCGGUCUGAGUAAUCAGACAUCGAGGACCACUGAGUCAUUGGAUUUUUUCAUGGGAAGGUUAUUUCACAAGCACCAACGAUAGAAACUAUUUAUCGUAGUAGGCUGUCUGGGUUUUCCUGUCACGUAGCCUAAACGGAUUCGAAGCAAGGUGGUUCAUCCCUUGUAUCUGAGAUCAAGACCCUCCCCCUUAAAACUUUGUUGUCAAUAACUCCUGGCGCUCACACACAAUGCAUAUGUGGGACAACUACAGCCUCUGAUACCUGCUAAUCAGAUUAUGAGGAUUUGCCAUUACUGUGUCAAUGACGGGUAAAAUGGAAACACCCUUCUAUCACGAUGACACACCAAACGUGCCAAACUUUGGGCAGAUGCCAGAUUACGAACGGUAUCAGACCCACAAGAUGAUGAGCAAAAAGAACAUGGCGGCCCAUCACUUCCAAGGUGUGGUGGGAAGCCCGUCGGGUCUGAAAAUGCUUCAGGGUCAGCCAGGCAGCAACGGCAACAUCCACCCAAACAGCCUGGGGAUUAACAGCAACACCAACAGUGCCCUGAUGGCGGCACACCAAGACAUGAACCUUCUCAAGCUCUCUUCGCCGGACCUGGAGCAGCUCAUCAUCCACUCCAACCAGGGCCUGGUGACCACCAGUCCGGCCCCCAACGCCUCGGGCAACCCCUUCAUGUACCGCAACCAGGCCACCAACGAGCAGGAGGGCUUCGCCGACGGCUUCGUCAAGGCGCUGGCGGAGCUUCACAAGCAGAACCAGCUGGUGGGGGCGCCCAUGUCGCCGUCCUCGUCCAUCCAGGGCACCUACCAGCGAAUGGCCAUGUCCGGCGGCGACAUGCCCAUCUACACCAACCUGAGCAGCUACAACCCCAACGCGCUGACUGUCUCGUCCUCGUACCCUGGCGGCCAGCUCCCCUACCCGUCGGUGGCGCACGGCGGCGGCGGGCCCUCCGGUCACCACGGCGGCGGUCACCACGGCAGCGGUCACCACGGCGGCGGUCACCACCCGCACAGCCGAGGGCACAUGGACGCCCCCCAGACGGUGCCCGAGGUGCCGCACCCGCCCGGCGCCGACCCGGCCAGCUCGCCACCGUCGCUCUCGCCCAUCGAUCUGGAGACGCAGGAGCGCAUCAAGGCCGAGCGCAAGAAGCUGCGCAACCGCAUCGCCGCCUCCAAGUGCCGCAAGCGCAAGCUGGAACGCAUCUCGCGGCUGGAGGAGAAGGUGAAGGUGCUCAAGACACAGAACUCGGACCUGGCCUCCACCGCCAGCAUCCUGCGGGAGCAGGUGGCCCAGCUCAAACAGAAAGUCAUGAAUCAUGUCACCAAUGGCUGCCAGAUAGCAGUCAGCUCCGCCACCAUGGCCAAGAGUGGGGAGAGCACCAGCUGCUGAAAACAAUGGAGACAAGGUUUCUCUCUCUCUUUCUCUGUCUUUCUCUCUCUCUCUCUCAUUCACUCGCUCGCUCUCGGUCUAGCUCGUUGCUAGUCGUUGUCUCUUUCUCUUUUCUCUCAGUUUUGUUCUGCCGUCGCGGUUUGACUCAGUGGUGUGGAGAAAUGACUUGGACUUGGUGAUGGUAACAGAGGUCAUAGUGCUGAGAGGUGCGAAAGAAGGGGAAACCCCUCCUGGUGCCACUGCCUUGCCGAGAGGAGAGAGAGAGAGAAGAGGGGGGUGGAGGAAGGGAUGGGGGGGGGGGAUCCUCCAAGGAACAUUUCAGGACACUUUGACUCCUGGGCCCCUUGCAAAUGAAUCAUUGGAAACACAGAAGACACUCCUUGAAAAUACAGGAGAGCUGCGGGAAUGCCACCCAAAAGAGAUGGUAUGGUUCAAAGGGAAAUGUCCUAACCACACACACACACGCACACACGCACACACACACACAAGCACACCUCUGAGAUAAGGGUGAGGAGUGUGCUCUAUUUGCUUUAUUGUAUUGGCACUUUGCACUCGAUCAGGUUAGCUGGAGGCACCCAGGCACAGGGGAGACCAGGCCAGGUUCGCCAUAGCCCUGAGGAAUAUCACAGCCAGCCACACAUACACACACAUACAAACACACACACACACACACACACACACAGCAGGGCCUGCACCUCUGAAUGACACGGUCUAUUCAAACAUCGUGGAUUCACUGUGGGACACGGCGAGUUGACUCAGAGUGGGGAUUCCUCACACACACAAAAAAAUAAUAAUAAUCGCCCCCUCGAGGACCCUCGGGAGACGUGUUCAACCCCAGCUCACGAGUGAAUCAACACACUCACCGCUUCUCUGUACGGGAGAGACAGAAGGGGGAAAUGGCUGGGGCUUUUUUUUUUUUUUUUUUUACUCCGAGUUUUCUUUCAUGUUCAGUUUUUUGGUCAGCUAUACAAUGAGUUGCUGGGUAAAAUGUGUGCUUAAAUUACGUUUGAAAUUAUAUGCACUAGAGUCGUGGAGUUGACUUUUAAGACAUUUCAAAGUGACCAGCAGCAGAAAAGGCUUUGUGGGUGUAGUACAAAAAAAGUUUUGCACCUCUAGCUGUAGAUGUUGCAACGGAAGCUUCAGGUAUUAGAACUUGGUCAAAAUAUACCCACGUUAACUGAGUUAGUUGGCUGUGUCGUGAUGUAGUUAUCAGUGCAGAUUCUUCUAUUUUGUCUAAGUCAUCAUGUCUCAACGACCCAGUGGAGCAUAUUGUUAGUAUGUUUGUUUGUUUUACUAUUGUGCAAUUUGUGAAUAUUGACAAAAAAUUACCUUUUUACGACAAAAGUGGAACUUUCAACUUUUUAAAUGUGUACUACAUGACUGUGUUUAUUUUGAGAUUUAGAGUAGUUUUGAAAAAAGAGAGAGCAUAUUUAAACUAAAUAAAUCUGUACGGCCUGGACUUUAUAACUGUGCAACAACAGAGCACUAUCAAUGGUACUUUGACUUCUUCUGGUUGAGCCUGAGUGAAAUGAAUCUGCAUUCCAAGACAAAGACCUUUUGCACUGUAUUUCCUCGUCAUUAAAGACACACCUUUAAUAAUGCGUUAAUACCAUGCGUCUACCAUGACAGCAUGUAUUAACCUCAAGCAACAGUGUGCGGGGCUGCCACUUUAAGCCACAUCAGUUCUGUUUAUUUAAGGUUUUUUGUGUGCUAAAAGGACAAAAUGCUGAGAUAUAGAAAGGGAGAAUAUUAUCAUAUUAAGAAUCACAUUUUGGGUUACAUCGAGAAAGCCAGUCUGAAAAAAAUAGAGAAGGGCUUUUCAAGUAAUAGUAUUUGCUUUUUCUCUUUGUUUUGUUUUAUUUUGUUUUGCAUUGUCUGGUUUUUGUAAGAAUUUUCAAAAGCAAUUUAUUUAUGCAAAAAUUAUCUAUACUAUUUAUGUUGUUUGUGUAAAGGAACUGUACAGGUUGAAUUACCAGUGUCUUAUUGACACUGUUUUUGGGACUUAUAUUGCACAUAAAUCAUAACAUUAAAUGAUGUCUGAUAUUUAUCUCAAAUCUCUCACAUGAAAUGUAUACAACCGUAUACAACCUACUCCUUCUGAAAACUACUUGGUAUUUUUUGUGGAUUCCUGAAAAAUAAAACUCAAGAUUGUCACUAUGAAACGUAAA